This is a messenger RNA of Columba livia (rock pigeon), 1756 nucleotides long. RefSeq names its product tetraspanin 3 (gene TSPAN3). The transcript is spliced from 7 exons. The record is from RefSeq and is a predicted model, not a curated record. Bases 147 to 908 code for a protein of 253 amino acids. NCBI's taxonomy places the organism in Eukaryota, Metazoa, Chordata, Aves, Columbiformes, Columbidae. Gene Ontology annotation, cellular component: plasma membrane.
UCUUAGGUUCCUCCGCCCCCUCUUCUCACGUGACGCGAGCGGCCGCCAUCUUAGGCUCGCCGCGCCGCCGCCUGGGUCACGUGGGGCGGGGCCGGUGGCGGAGCGGAGGGAGCGGAGCGGCGGGAGGCUGAGGGGCGGCGGGCGCCAUGGGGCAGUGCGGCAUCACCUCCUCCAAAACCGUCCUGGUCUUCCUGAACCUCAUCUUCUGGGCAGCAGCAGGUAUACUGUGCUAUGUGGGAGCCUACGUGUUCAUCACGUAUGAUGACUAUGAUCACUUCUUCGAAGAUGUCUACACACUAAUUCCAGCAGUUGUUAUCAUAGCUGUGGGAACGCUUCUUUUUAUUAUUGGGCUUAUUGGAUGCUGUGCCACAAUUCGAGAAAGUCGCUGUGGACUUGCUACGUUUGUGAUCAUCCUGCUCUUGGUUUUUGUCACUGAAGUUGUGGUGGUGGUUCUUGGAUACAUCUACAGAGCAAAGGUGGAGGAUGAAGUUAAUCACAGCAUUCGGAAAGUAUACAAUGGAUACAAUGGGACAAAUCCUGAUGCAGCCAGUCGUGCUAUUGACUAUGUACAGAGGCAGUUGCGCUGCUGUGGGAUCCGUAACUAUUCAGACUGGGAGGAUACCAUCUGGUUCAAACAAACUAAAAAUAACAGUGUGCCGCUCAGCUGUUGCAAAGCAACCCUCAGCAAUUGUACUGGCAGUUUGACCCACCCGAUGGACCUUUACUCUGAGGGAUGUGAGGCUCUGGUUGUAAAGAAGCUUCAAGAGAUCAUGAUGUAUGUCAUCUGGGCAGCGCUAGCAUUUGCUGCUAUUCAGCUUCUGGGCAUGUUGUGUGCCUGUAUAGUACUAUGUAGGAGGAGUCGGGAUCCUGCCUACGAACUUCUCAUCACUGGCGGAACCUAUGCCUAGAAGAGAACGCGAACACGCAGUUCAAUCUUAUCUCACUUGUGUGGAAGGUGGAUGGGCCAGGUCUACUGCGAUCGCUUUCUUGCUCUAAGCUUGGUCAGAGCACACCUUUCACAGAUGGGACAGCCGUACUGUACACUGGUGACGGGCAAAACAACUCAGCUUUACACACACCCAUAUAAUUACCUGUGACUUUCACUGUUUUAGCCAGCUAUUCAUGUAUCUCAAUGUUUUAGUAUACUAGUAAACUUUCUAAUUUCAGAACCAUUUGCAAGUGAAGUGGAAUUUGGUUGGUAUGAAAGUCAAAGGAUGUGUGCCUACUUUAGUAGAUUACCUCUAAGCAUUAACUGGCUGAUUCCUGAAUAUAGAGAGAGGAUUUCUUAAACCUUCACUACAUGAAAUGUUUUGGCCAAAGUUGUACAAAGGAAGCCAGCUGGAUUUUAAUUUGAGAAAAAAAAGUUGCCCCUUACCAGUGUCGCUUUUUAAAAACACUUAAGUGAAGUCCAGUACACUUUAUAUGUAAAAAUGUAAAAAUAAAAGAAGACUAACCAAAAUAUUAGGAUCGUGUGACUGCAGUUUUGACCUUCAGAGAUCAAAUCUUUCAGACAUUAAUGGUUUAAACUAUAAGCUGGCUUUUCAGGAUUAUAAUGUAUGCACUACUGUUCUAUAAUGAAAUAUUUCAUUUUUCUAUGAAGAGCGGUUUUAUGUGUUGAGUGAACUGUUAGACUGUAGAUCUUGACUUGGUUUGGAAACAAUGUAGCCAUGUAGAGUAGCAAAGUAGUAUGUGGAAGUUAUCUCAACUGUAAAUAGUAAACCCGAUUAAAUAAAUCUCUGUAUAUCCUCCCUGUAAA